UGUAGUGUCAUUACGACAUCCCCGUUGCCGGCAUGCUGUCUAGCGGUGGUCGCACCGGCCAUGCGAGUGGGUUGACCGACCUGAAAAAUUUCGAAUCAGUCAUUUUACAAUUUAUUCAUUAUUCUUUAGGAAUUACUUAAAACAACUUAUAGAGAAACAAACAAACAAACAAACAAAGAAAGAAAAUGUCAGUGACUACUAAGACUAUCACUAUUUUACCCGGUGACCAUGUUGGUACUGAAAUUGUUAAUGAAGCCAUUAAAGUUUUAAAGGCUAUUGAAGAUAAUACCCCACAUCAAAAGAUUAAAUUUGAAUUUAAACAUCAUUUAAUUGGAGGAGCAGCUAUUGAUGCUACAGGAGUUCCAUUACCUGAUGAAUCUCUUGAAGCUGCUAAAAGUUCUGAUGCAGUUUUAUUAGGAGCUGUUGGAGGUCCAAAAUGGGGGACAGGAACUGUUAGACCUGAACAAGGAUUAUUAAAAAUUAGAAAAGAAUUAAAUUUAUAUGCUAAUUUAAGACCAUGUAAUUUUGCUUCUGAUGCAUUAUUAGAAUUAUCUCCUUUAAAGGCUGAAGUUGUUAAAGGAACAAAUUUUACUGUUGUUCGAGAAUUAGUUGGAGGUAUAUAUUUUGGUCAAAGACAAGAACAAGAUGAAUCAGAUGAUAAAGAAACUGCUUGGGAUACUGAACAAUAUACUGUAGCAGAAGUAUCAAGAAUUACUCGUAUGGCAGCCUUUAUGGCUUUACAACAUAAUCCACCUUUACCAAUCUGGUCAUUGGAUAAAGCAAAUGUUUUAGCUUCAUCAAGAUUAUGGAGAAAAACUGUUGAUAAAGUAAUUAGUCAAGAAUUUCCAACUUUAACAGUUCAACAUCAAUUAAUUGAUUCUGCUGCUAUGAUUUUAGUUCAAUCUCCAAGUAAAUUAAAUGGUAUAGUAAUUACUUCUAAUAUGUUUGGAGAUAUUAUUUCUGAUGAAGCUUCAGUAAUUCCUGGUUCUUUAGGUCUUUUACCUUCAGCUUCUUUAUCAUCUUUACCAGAUACUAAUAAAGCUUUUGGAUUAUAUGAACCAUGUCAUGGUUCAGCCCCCGAUUUACCUGCUAAUAAAGUAAAUCCAAUUGCCACUAUUUUAUCAGUUGCAAUGAUGUUAAGAUUAUCAUUAGAUUCUCUUAAAGAAGCUGAUGCUUUAGAAGAAGCUGUUCGUCAAGUAUUAGAUUCUGGUAUUAGAACGGCGGAUUUACGUGGUACAAGUUCUACUCAAGAAGUUGGAGCUGCUGUUGUAGAAGCUGUCAUUAAGAUUUUAAAGAAAUCUGCUUAAAUCAUCAUAUACAUUCUUAUAUAUAUAUAUCUUUUUAAU
Messenger RNA from Scheffersomyces amazonensis, 1346 nucleotides. RefSeq names its product 3-isopropylmalate dehydrogenase (gene LEU2). Gene Ontology annotation, cellular component: cytosol. The transcript has a single exon. Bases 186 to 1307 code for a protein of 373 amino acids. NCBI's taxonomy places the organism in Eukaryota, Fungi, Ascomycota, Pichiomycetes, Serinales, Debaryomycetaceae. The record is from RefSeq and is a predicted model, not a curated record. Gene Ontology annotation, molecular function: magnesium ion binding; 3-isopropylmalate dehydrogenase activity; NAD binding. Gene Ontology annotation, biological process: L-leucine biosynthetic process.